AAUCAAAGAAGCUUUUAUCAUUGCGCACUCCUCUUUGAAACAAUUAUUUAUCAAGGGUGCAUUGAACUUCUUCCGCAGCUUCAAGCCUUCAAGAAUGGAUUCAACACCAACUGAAGUAGUUGUGUUCGAGUUUGGUCCAUAUUUCCGGGCAUACAAAAAUGGAAGAGUAGAGAGAUUCUUUGGCACCGACAAGGUUCCUUCAUCAAAUAAUUCUGAUCAUGCUGUUUCCUCCAAAGACUUUCUAAUCGAUCAAGAAACCGGCUUAUCAGCACGUAUUUUCAUUCCUAGCACCAUCAAAUCGGGCCAAAAGCUUCCUCUCUUAGUGUAUUAUCAUGGAGGGGCCUUUCUAGUUGGAUCACCAUUCUGUCCCACAUAUCAUAAUUAUAUGACUUCACUUGUAGCUGAAGCUAAUAUAAUCACAGUCUCUGUUGAUUAUAGACUAGCCCCUGAGCACCAUAUCCCCAUAGCUUAUGAAGAUUCAUGGGCUGCACUUCAGUGGGUAGCAAAACAUCAUAACAAUGAAGGCCCAGAAGGCUGGCUGAAUGACCAUGCUGAUUUCCAGCGAGUUUUUCUGGCUGGAGAUAGUGCUGGAGGCAAUAUAGUGUAUAACAUGGUAGCUCGAGCUGGAAUUGAAGACUUGGCUGGCUUGAAAAUAUUAGGGGCUUGUUUAGUCCAUACCUAUUUUGGCAGGAAAGAUUGUGAAGUGGACAAUUAUUGGCUUUUUGUGUGUCCUAAUACAAGUGGAAUCAAUGAUCCAAGAAUAAACCCAGCAAUGGAUUCAAGGUUGUCGACCCUCGGGUGCACCAGGGUGCUAAUUUGUGUUGCAGAGAAGGAUGUGUUGAAAGAGAGGGGGUUGCUCUUUUGUGAGACAUUAAGGAAGAGUGGUUGGGAUGGAGAGGUGCAGAUUGUAGAGACAGAAGGAGAAGAGCAUGUGUUCCAUUUGUUCAACCCAGAUUGUGAGAAGGCAGUGAUCUUGCUGAAAAGGUUGGCUUCUUUCUUUAACCAAGACAUGGCUAAUUAACUAAGCUAUAGCUAGCUAAUUGUGAUGGUUUUUACAAUAGGAAUUAAGUGUUGGGUUAUCGAUUCUCUUUGCCAUGAAACAUUUUAUUCUGAGUCAUUAUGUGAUUAGAGAAAUGAGAAGUGUGUAGAGUUUAAUGACACCAUUAAUGUGUGUUGAUGUUUUGUUCCAUUUAUGUUCAAGUAGUAGGGUGUAAGAGUACCAUCAUGUCUGGAUUAAUAAAAUACUGUUGUUUAAGCUAGCAGAGUGUACGUAUAGUCCCAAAAAAUGUAUCUUUCUUCUUCUCUUCCCCUUUGCCUUCUUUUCAUAAUAAAUGCAUGAUGUGAAGAUGGA
Quercus lobata is the source of this 1351-nucleotide messenger RNA. Its product is annotated as probable carboxylesterase 5. The transcript has a single exon. Lineage: Eukaryota; Viridiplantae; Streptophyta; Magnoliopsida; Fagales; Fagaceae. Bases 95 to 1021 code for a protein of 308 amino acids. Gene Ontology annotation, molecular function: hydrolase activity. The record is from RefSeq and is a predicted model, not a curated record.